AGGACGCCGGCCGCGCCCGGCCCGAGCCGCGGGGAGCGGGGCGCGGCACACAGGGUCCGGGCGCGGGCUGGCGGGCGGUCACGGAGCAUCCCAGCCUGGGGCCGGCCGAGUGUGAGCUGCCAUGGGCUCCAUCAGAAGCCAGCGCCUCAAGGAGCCUGGUAUGGCGGUCACAUCUGACCGAAGCAUGGUGACAAGCUUCAGCUUUGACAGCUUCCAGCUGGAGGCCCCAGCAGGGGGCACUCAGGACCAGGAUGUCAGGGUCAGGAGUGUCCCCACUUUUUCAGACCCAGCGGUGGAGGAGCCAGUGCCGGACGACCGCUACCACGCCAUCUAUUUUGCCAUGCUAUUGGCAGGCGUGGGCUUCCUGCUUCCAUACAACAGCUUUAUCACUGAUGUGGACUAUCUUCACCACAAGUACCCAGGGACGUCUAUCGUGUUCGACAUGAGCCUCACUUACAUCUUGGUGGCACUGGCGGCCGUUCUCCUCAACAAUGCGGUGGUGGAGAGGUUGAACCUGCACACCAGGAUCACCACGGGCUACCUCCUUGCCUUGGGUCCCCUGCUGUUUAUCAGUAUCUGUGAUGUCUGGCUGCAGCUCUUCUCUCACGACCAGGCCUAUGCCAUCAAUUUGGCUGCUGUGGGUACCGUAGCCUUCGGUUGCACAGUGCAGCAAUCUAGCUUCUAUGGGUACACGGGAUUACUGCCCAAGAGGUACACGCAGGGGGUGAUGACUGGAGAAAGCACAGCGGGGGUGAUGAUCUCCCUGAGCCGUAUCCUCACCAAGCUGCUGCUCCCUGACGAGCGGGCCAGCACGCUCAUCUUCUUCCUGGUCUCGGUGGGUCUGGAGCUGCUGUGUUUUCUGCUGCACCUGCUGGUGCGCCGCAGCCGUUUUGUGCUCUACUACACCACGCGGCCACGUGACAGCCGCCCAAACCGGGGCGGCUACCGCGUGCACCAUGAUGUCGCCGCCGGGGACAUCCACUUCGAACACCAAGCCCCAGCCUUGGCCAGCAGCGGGUCCCCAAAGGACAGCCCAGCCCAUGAGGUGACCAGCAGCGGGGCCUAUAUGCGUUUUGAUGUGCCUCGGACACGAGUCAAACGGAAUUGGCCCACCUUCAGAGCCCUGAUGUUGCAUCGCUAUGUGGUGGCACGGGUCAUUUGGGCUGACAUGUUGUCCAUUGCGGUGACCUACUUCAUCACACUGUGCCUGUUUCCUGGCCUGGAAUCUGAGAUCCGCCACUGCGUGCUGGGCGAGUGGCUGCCCAUCCUGGUCAUGGCCGUGUUCAACCUGUCGGACUUUGUGGGCAAGAUCCUGGCGGCCCUGCCUGUGGACUGGCAGGGUACUCACCUGCUUGCCUGCUCGUGCCUGCGUGUGGUCUUCAUCCCCCUCUUCAUCUUGUGCGUCUACCCCAGCGGCAUGCCCACCCUCCGCCACCCUGCCUGGCCCUGCGUCUUCUCACUGCUUAUGGGCAUCAGCAAUGGCUACUUUGGCAGUGUACCCAUGAUCCUGGCAGCGGGUAAAGUGAGCCCCAAGCAGCGGGAACUGGCAGGGAACACCAUGACCGUGUCCUACAUGUCAGGAUUGACGCUGGGCUCUGCCGUGGCUUACUGCACCUACAGCCUCACACGAGAUGCCCACAGCAGUUGCUUCCACACGGCUACUGCCAACGAUUCCAUCCCCAUUGGCCCGUGACCCAGGCCCGCCUGGCCCUGCCCACCAUCCAGGGAGGGCUGCUCGGGCCAGCCACCUCAAGGCCUGAGGACCCCUCCCACCCCUGCCUCAGUGCCUGUGGGGCCCUGGCCUCCUCCUAAGCCACUAACGCCACCUUGUCACCUCGGUCCAGCUGCCCACUGUAGUUGGAAUAUGUCUCCACCACCUCAGGCUCUGCCCACCUGUGUCCUGUGUUUGGUCAGACACCUGCCCUUCACUUUCCGUCUGUGUCCAGAGGUCCCAACAUUAGCCACACUAACGUGGUGGGGUCAGUCAGACUCAACAGCCACCAGGAUGGCAGACUGCACAUCUGAGUGUCCUCCAUCCCUGUGACCUGCUGUGGGGUCUUCUAUAUCGGUUUCAUUAUUUGGGGCAGAAGGUCCCUCCUCCUGGAUAUUAAAAAUCUUAGAGGAGAGGGAUGGUCCUAGCCUCAUUCUGACCCCUCCCUGUUCUCAGAUACUGCUUUGCCUCCCCCACCCUCACCCCCAAAGCAUUGGAAAAAUUAGUCCUGGCCUUACACAGGCCAUAAUAACAGAGGUCAUGAGAGAGCUGACCUGGGUGCACCCGUCUCCGGUGGACAUACCCAUGCACCCCAGCCAAGGGCUGUGCCUGACAGUAGCCCUCGGCCCAUCCAUAGCAACCAGAUAGCUGAGGUCUGUUCCUGACCUAGGCCUAGAUUCCCCCAUUCCAAACUGACCAGACACAGUUUGAGACUGGCAAGUAGCAGGGAGCUGGGGAGUGGGGGUAACUGAAUGGCCAUGUUGGCUCUGGGGCCUCCGGCAAAAGACAGCUUUCAAAUAGGAAGGACAUUUGCCUCCAUAUGCCCCAGACCCAGCUGUGACCACUGUGUACCAACACCUGCUCUGUCCUGUCCACCCAUGUGUCCACUGACUACCGCACUGGCCAUUAAAGAUGGCAGACUGCCCACCGCUGUCCCUCAGGAGGUGUUUGUGGGAGGGGGACUGAGCUACUGGGAGUGGGAUGAGGAGGUAAAGUGGUAUCCUGGUGGGGCAAGCUCUCCCCAUAGUACUAAGACCUCUGUGGUCCUGCCCUGGUGUUUCUAGAUGUGGUGGGUCAGGUGCCUGUCCAUGUGACGGGCACGCUGGGGCUUGUAACAGCCUUAGUGACCUUUGAACUCAUAAGGAUGGUGGGGUGGAGAGAGCAGCAUUUGGCUCAGGGGGGUUGGAACACAAAGAUGAGGGUGGGUUGGUCCCUGACCCAACCCCUAGGGGUAGGAGGCUCCAAAGCCUUUUAGGUGCAGGCCCAGCUCUGGUAGCAAUUUGGAGAUUGUGUGUGGGUUCUCACUGAAUUUGCAGCUCAGUAUUAAGGCUAGACUCACUGGCCAGUGAGCCCCCAGAAUCCUCAAUCACCAUGCCCUGGUCAUGCCCAGCUUUUUUAGCUGGGUGCUGGGAAUUCAAACUCAGAUCCUCAGGCUUACAUAACAAAUGCUUCUACCCACUGAGCAAUCUCUCCAGCUCCACAUUCUUUCACUUGGGUACCCAAGAAGUGGGAUGGGGAAAUGGAUCUUGGAGGAGGGUCAAUUAAAUACCAGCCCUGUAGCCUUGAGUACCCAGCUGGCCCACCUCAGGAGUCACAACCACAGGGUAAUGGUGAUGUCACCGGCAGCAACCAGGUGGUGCCAGUGUUGUUCUUUCUGGGAUGCUGCUUUGUGGUGCCCACCCAACCAUGAAGCCUUUAUGUUCGUUAACAUGUCACCGCCAUGUACUCUUCCACAACUGUGAAAUAGAAAAGCCCAGAAUGAGGUCUGCAGCCACUCAUGGAGACCCAUACUUGGGAUUGGGCAGCAGCCAGUACUCCCCAACUCAGUCUCCCCAGACCCCCGAGAUUGGAGGCCAGAACUGUCACACCUCCUUGACAAAGGUGUGUUACCACCCCACCCAGAUGUGGGCUUGGGCCUACUUAGACCUUCGGCUGCAGGUUCUGGGCAUUGGGUUCUUGAGG
Molecule: messenger RNA, 3673 nt
Organism: Nannospalax galili (Upper Galilee mountains blind mole rat)
Lineage: Eukaryota; Metazoa; Chordata; Mammalia; Rodentia; Spalacidae
Gene: Slc29a4
Product: solute carrier family 29 member 4
Exons: 11
Coding region: 122-1693 (523 amino acids)
Biological process (GO): nucleoside transmembrane transport
Cellular component (GO): plasma membrane
Molecular function (GO): monoamine transmembrane transporter activity; nucleoside transmembrane transporter activity
Source: RefSeq, a predicted model, not a curated record